AUGGAAGAACUACUGUCAAAGCAUCGCAAGGAACAAAAAGAUCUUCAAGCGCGCAUCACACAACGAAAAAAGUCCGCCACCAAGAAAACUCGCAAGGGUGUUAAUGAUGAAUGCGAUCGGAUGCAACACGAAUUGACCGACAAGCAACAAUCCGAGAUCGCGCAGCUGAAUGGAGAUCCGGCGGAAGACCUCGAAAACCUCAGCCUGGAAGAUGGCCAACCCUCAGACGAAGACAAACCCUCCGAUACGCCCAAAGAACCGAAGCCAGAGCCACAGCCCAUCUCCCCCGCAGAACCCACCAACACCAAGAAGCCCAACCGUCAGAAAGCUCGCCUUGCCCGUCGUGCAGCCGAGCAAGCUGCCCAAUCGGCUACCGCGGCAGAAGAGGCCGCAACCCAAACAAACUACAGAGGCAACGAGCAAGAGGUCAUGGAUGCGGUUUUCAAGAGACUUGGCUUGAAGGAAGUGGAAGUUACACCAGAUGGCCACUGUCUCUACUCAGCGGUUGCCAAGCAGCUCGACGAGUCCGGACUCGGCCUGAGACCGGACCCGAGCCGCAUUGUCCUCCAGUCAUCCACACAGUCACGCAUUGACACAGUCGCCUCCCCGCAACACGACGGCUACCGAGCUGUCCGCGCCGUCGCGGCGGAUUUCAUCACAGAACACAAGGAGGACUUUGAGGCGUUCAUGGAGGAGCCCUUGGAGUCGUACACGCGGAAGAUCAAAUUGACAGCCGAGUGGGGAGGACAACUUGAACUCCAGGCCAUUGCGCGGGCGUACGGCGUCGAAAUCAACGUUGUGCAAAGUGACGGGCGGAUGGAAAAGAUCGAGUCUGGCGAAACCUUCGACGAGGAAGAAAAGCGCAACCGCGUGAUCUGGCUCGCGUACUACCGUCACACCUACGGACUUGGCGAGCAUUACAAUGCCCUGGUGAAGAAGGCAUAA
Messenger RNA from Penicillium olsonii, 945 nucleotides. The record is from the annotation of a GenBank genome assembly. NCBI's taxonomy places the organism in Eukaryota, Fungi, Ascomycota, Eurotiomycetes, Eurotiales, Aspergillaceae.